AUGUUUGGGAAACAAGACAAAAUGGACGUUAGAUGCAGUUCAGAGACUGAAGCUAACCGGGUCUCGAAGAACGGACAUAAAGAGGGCAAGGAAAGCAAAGGGUCUGAAGGAAAUAUUUCUACUUCUUUUUUGAAGGAUCAGCAAGGGACUUUUUCUGCCUCUGCAGCUACGGAAGGUUGUAAUAAAAGUAAAUCUAGUUCGGCUGAUCCGGACUAUUGCAGGAGGAUCCUAGUUAGAGAUGCCAAAGGUUCAAUCCGAGAGAUUAUUCUACCUAAGGGGCUUGAUCUGGACCGUCCCAAGCGGACCCGCACCUCCUUCACGGCCGAGCAGCUCUACCGCCUGGAGAUGGAGUUCCAGCGCUGCCAGUACGUGGUGGGGCGGGAGCGCACCGAGCUCGCCCGCCAGCUCAAUCUCUCCGAGACUCAGGUCAAGGUCUGGUUCCAGAACCGGCGCACCAAGCAGAAGAAAGACCAAGGCAAGGACUCCGAGCUGCGCUCGGUGGUGUCCGAGACCGCCGCCACCUGCAGCGUGCUGCGGCUGCUGGAGCAGGGCCGGCUGCUGUCCCCGCCGGGGCUGCCGGGCCUGCUGCCGCCCUGCGUCUGUCCGGGCGGGAGGGGCGGUCGCGCUGUCCGGGAAGGGACGCAGAGGGUCAGCGGCCGGGGCGAGGCUCGGCCGGGCUCCCUUCCAUCGGCUCUGGCCAAGGCCGAGCCAGGGAGCGGCGUUUCGGAGAGAGGAGGAUGGAGCUGCCAGGUGAUGCCCGUUUAGGGGUGGUUUUUUUUUGUGUCUCCCGGACUCAGUGAUUUGUAAGCACAAAGGUUUUUGGGGCCCCGCCUGUGGCCCCCGUGUACCCCCACACUCGCUGCACUACAGCCCCGAGCGAGCCCUUAGCACCCGUCAGGAAACCCUCCAGCAACUUUUCUUUUUCACGGGAAAUCUUGAAUGUGGGAAGGGCCGAAACGGACUGAACGUACAGUCACGAAUAGGGGAGACAGAAGCCAGUGGCUGCAGAAAUUUUGCAUAAAAUUGUCUCUUCCUUCGAGAUAACACAACGUUCCCCCCCCUUUUCCCCCUUUUUUCCUUUCUUUUUUUUUUUUUUUAAUUUGAAUUCCGACGGGCCUGUCCCGCAAAGCUUAUCUGCAAAAACAAGUCUGCAGAUAAAUCACGGAACUCACAAAUCUAUUUGUAUCUAGACCUGUUGCGAUCGUAAUUUUAAUUUUUAUUGCUCUGUUUGAUAUUUCCAAAUAAUUUCAGUGUUCAUCUAAACACAAAAAAA
Molecule: messenger RNA, 1273 nt
Organism: Passer montanus (Eurasian tree sparrow)
Lineage: Eukaryota; Metazoa; Chordata; Aves; Passeriformes; Passeridae
Gene: VAX1
Product: ventral anterior homeobox 1
Exons: 3
Coding region: 1-765 (254 amino acids)
Biological process (GO): regulation of DNA-templated transcription; central nervous system development; brain development
Molecular function (GO): DNA-binding transcription factor activity, RNA polymerase II-specific; DNA binding
Source: RefSeq, a predicted model, not a curated record